Malurus melanocephalus (red-backed fairy wren) is the source of this 6198-nucleotide messenger RNA. RefSeq names its product CCCTC-binding factor like (gene CTCFL). The record is from RefSeq and is a predicted model, not a curated record. Lineage: Eukaryota; Metazoa; Chordata; Aves; Passeriformes; Maluridae. The transcript is spliced from 13 exons. Gene Ontology annotation, molecular function: DNA-binding transcription factor activity, RNA polymerase II-specific; RNA polymerase II cis-regulatory region sequence-specific DNA binding. The coding region runs from base 1613 to 3055 and encodes 480 amino acids. Gene Ontology annotation, biological process: regulation of transcription by RNA polymerase II.
GUUAACCUUGUAGACUUCACGUAUUUGCUCUGCAGUAAGGCAGUACCUUGUUAUUUUGGGUGAAGCACAAAUGUGCUCUGCCCAGAAGAUCUUAAACAAAAGAUGGGUGUGAAUGACAGAUCAAGAGACUUUCAGUUUGUAGAGACAGCUCUGAACAGAGUAAUAACCAUGAUUCACAAAACCUGUCACCCAGCUAUUGUCAUUUGCUUUCCAGACACUGCCUCRUCUUGGUGUUUAAGAUUACAAGGACUGUAAGGCUGACUUUGUUUCUUCUUACAGGAGCAGAAAAGGUGUACAACUAAGCCUGCUAUACCAUAUUUCCAUUACCAGUUCCUGCUGGAGAGGCAUGGGUCUAUCUGGUCAUGGUCUUUAAGUGAUGAUUCAACAUUGUAGCAGURGAGCAGACUAAGAUUUAAGAUUUUUGAACUAAGAAGCUUGAUUCGGACUCCUCAGAAAGUUUAACGCCCAAGACGAUUUGUUAUCUGAGCUGGAAAAAAGUGCUGGAACAGGAACCCGCUGCUCUUCUGAACUCACCAACCACCUCCUUACUGCUGAUUUUGCAAGGUUUAAGGUGUACUUGCUGCACAUCCACGUGGAAGCAGAAUUUGAACUCCUUUGGGCUGUACAUCUCUCACAGAUUUAUUAGGACAAUCAUUUAAUUGUCUCAUUCUUCAGUGAUCUUAUUAACUUUCAAGUUUUGGUGUCUGUUCAGCUGUGCACAAAGAGCUGUUCUCAGAACUGUUUUCCCGAUUAAAGAUUAACAGUGYGAUAAAGGAAGGAAACAUGGGCAUCCUUGGAGUUUGUUUCUUACAUCAGCUGGGUUAAACCUUUACUAUCUUUUCUCACUGUGUAUCUUCUCUCUCUGUGUUUGGCAAUCAAAUUCUGCAUAGCUCCAGCACGUUUCCCCCAGUUUAGUCAAAACAAGAGGAAAUCGUUCUGCCUUUUCAACUUUUAGCUCUUCGACCCUUGCACAAACAGCAACAGAAACCGGUUUUUGGUGGUCUCUGAAGAAAUGCUUCAUAUUUGUGAAAGUGGGACACCAAAGGAGCAAGRAGCACCAGAAAAUACAGCAAAGAAAUUCCAACCAUUUAGUGACAGCUUCAAGACCUGAGCAACAUUUGAAGGAGCCAGAUGAAUUAGAAGGCUGUAAAUGUAUACUCACUUCCUCUGAAGCAGGUGAUGGUGUGAAGGAGGUUAUCUGGUGCUGUCAUUAUUAAGAGGGGCAAUAUCUCACUGCAAAAGAGGUGCUGAAGAGUUAUCUGUUCUGGGCCUAAUUCCAAGCCCAGUUAAACUGAUGGCAAUCCUUCCAUUGGCAUCGGAGUACUGCAGUUUAGAACCUGUGAUGGAGGUGCAAAGCAUCACCWUAGAGGCUGGAUAAACAGCCUCUGCAGUUGUCCAAAGACAGCCAAGGCCGCCACGAAAAGGGUGAUGUGGCCAGGCUGACCCGAACGGAGCAGAGGAGCAGAGCUGGUGGUGACCACGGUGCCGACGGGACACGCGUCCCCCAUUGUGGGGUGACAAACACCGACCCCACACUCGGUGUUUGGAGGGGACCAAGACUGGAGGAGCCGGCAGAGCACCACCAGGCCGUGGUGUGCUACGGGCCCCCGCCAUGGCUCUGACCCUGCGCGAGGGUGUCUGCCUCUUCUAUGACCUGGAGCUGGCGCAGAUCCAUGUUUUGCAAGAAGAAGGGCAAGAAAAGAGUGCGGAAAGCAAGGCAACAGAGAAACUGCCAGACACGCUCCUGAUGGAGAUUGACAGAGAUAAUGGUGCCAUUGCAUUUGAAAACAACAUCCAGCAACUGAGCCCAUCUGAAGAGGAGGAAGGAAAGGAAGUUUUUUCCACUGUUGGGGAAACAAAGAGUCAGAGCUGCAAAGAGGGUGUGGAUUUGUCAGAGCUGUUCAGUGAAAGUAAAGAGCAGGAAUAUCCAACUGCAUCAGAACAAACAGUUGUAAGAAAUCUCAAGAAUCUAAAAUUUGAGGCCUGUGCUCCACAACAAAAAAAAGGAGGAAAAGAACGUUUCAGCUGUUUCUUCUGCACAUUCACCUCAGUCAAAUUAUCAAGUCUUAGGCRUCAUUUGAAAACCCAUUCUGAUGAGAAACAUCACGUGUGUCACCUCUGCCCUAAGGCCUUCCGUACAGCAACUCUGCUGCACAACCACGUGAACACACAUACAGGGAACAAACCCCAUAAAUGCAGUGAGUGUGACACAGCCUUUGUGACCCGRGGGGAGCUUGCACGACACAGGAGGUACAAACACACUUUAGAGAAGCCUUUCAAGUGCACAGUAUGUGAAUACUCCAGUGUCGARGCCAGCAAAAUGAGGCGACACGUCCGCUCACACACGGGAGAGCGGCCCUACCCCUGCGACCUGUGCAGCUAUGCAAGCAAAGAUGCCUAUAAACUGAAAAGGCACAAGUUAACCCACACAGGUGAAAAACGCUAUGAAUGUUACGUUUGCCAAACCAGAUUCACUCAAAGUGGUACCAUGAAAAUCCAUAUGUUACAGAAACAUGGAGAAAAUGUGCCAAAAUACCAGUGUCCUCAUUGYAGUACCUUUCUGUCCCGAAAAAGUGAUCUGGGUGUYCACUUGAGGAAUCUUCACUCCUACAUGGAAGAGGCAGUGAAGUGCCGGGACUGUGAAGCAGCUUUUCACGAGCACUACGCUUUCCUUCAGCACAGGAAGACUCACAGAAAUGAGAAAAGAUUCAAAUGUGCUCAGUGCACCUGCUCGUGUAACCAGAGUAAUAUGUGUAAGCAUGCUGCGAGCUGUGGAUUGGUGAGGGCAAAAACUGCUACACCCAGAAAAGGAAGCAAAGGCAAAAAUAAAAUCCAUGAGAACCUGAAGCGUGUUAAGCCAGAAGUUGCCCUGAAAUCAUUCCAAGAUGUCUCUAUUGUGAAAAACAAACCUUGUUCCAGUGAGAUUGUUCCUGUUUUAGAUGGGAUCRAAACAGCAACUCCGAGGGAACACAAAUCAGAAUCAACUCAUGAAAUGGAUCCUCAGCAUGAUGGACAAAUAAUGCAMAAACAGACUGGUCAUCCCUGUUCUCUGUAGUUGUUGCUGAGCAGUUCAAAGUGUGGAACCACCCCCAGUUAGAAAGGUAGAAAAGAUGCUGGUUGGAAGCUGUUGAAGCCCUUCAGUGCUCGUGUUUCUUCUUGCUGCAGUUUCUAUCAUGAACUUAAACACUACUGCAAAGUGUGAAAGUUAGAGGGAACCUUCACCUGGUUUAUUAUGCACGUGUAAUAACACAAUGGGAAAAAUGGCUAAUUUCAGAGUCAUUUGUUAAAGAAUGGAUGGGUUGUUUCACCUUGCAUUGUUUUUUUUUCCAGCUUUACUCACAGAAUUACAGACUGACUUGGAGCCAGUUUAUCCCUCAGUGGCUAUCACUGAGAGCUGCCUGAAUGUCAGUGUUUAUACUUUGCUGAGGUGARCACAUGAAAGGCAAUGAUUUUUCACUACAAGGAACAUUUACCAAAUCUCCUUUCUGCAAACACUUAUUUUCUAAUUCAUGAUGCAAUAGAAUGCACAAUUUUGUGAUAAAGCACCGUUUUUUAUGCCUCAUACCACUGGUAAUUAGAAUCUGAUCUUUUGUCUGAGUUUUUAUCACUCAGUUAGCUGGGCAGGCAGAGCUGCAUGACAAAAAUGAAGCAGGAACAGGGUGUCAGAAAAGUGGGGAGGACCCCCACAUUCUGAGAAUGCAGAACCAUGUGUGACUCUAAGCAGACUCUUUUUUGAAAGCAGGUGGGAUCUGUUUUCUCUACCYCUCCUUUUCCUUUAAAUAGCCUUGCAAAUGUUCCCAUGAAAGAUUGUGAUCCUCCAUUUAACUCCAGAUCCGAAACACACACCCACGACUUUGAUUUUAAUUAGCUCUUCAAUAAAGCACAAUUGUAUUAUUUAGGAAAGUCCAUGUUGAUAGUAUACAUAAGAAUCAGAAAAAAAUUUAACUGUCAAAUAYAAUUCUCUAACUUUCCUUAGGUUAUAAGGAAACUACCGGGCUUAACUCUUUAGUAAUUGCUAGAGUCAUUACAGUAAGCACUAUUAAUUUUUAUGAUUUUUUUUACAAUGAUCACAAUUGUCAUUUAUGCACUGUUCACACUUGGUUUUUUGUCAUUUAUAAUUAAUAGUUGGAAACCUGCUCAUAAAAUCUUAAAUACUUUUAAAAUAUUCAUCUUUAAUGCUCCUAUUCUUAUGUUACAUUUCAUUAUAAAUAAGCACCAGCAUAACUAAAAAAUAUCAUAACAAUAAUUAUAUUGGGUCGUGUAACAAGUAAAUUUAAUUGAAAUGGCAAACCCUCAUCCCAGUUUCAAGAUUAACAUCUGUGUUUAGCUUCAUUAUGGUGUAGAAUUUGACUGGUGUUAAAUGGUUUGGGUUUGCACAUUGGGCAAGCUGUGGUUGCUGGUUCUGCUGAUGUGGUCAGGGRCAGAGAAUUCCUGUGCUGUGCACUCCAGGUGAGCUGCAGGCUGACAGCAGCUGCAACUUUAUACUUUUUUUACUUUGAAUAGCCUGUUAAAAAUGAAACUUUAAUUUUUGCUAGUUAAUUUAUUAAAAUACCAGCUCUCUCCUAUACAUGGUAAUGUGUCUACCUGCUUGUUCUGGGAUAACUUCUUGAAUUCAGCAGCUGUUCUGUGACCCAAACCAGUGCCAGGAGCUUUCACUGCCACGCAGUGUCCCCACUAUCUGUGCUCACAGUGAGCAGAUAAAGAAGGAUGUUGGUAUUAGCAAGAGGUAAUUAUUGUCUUACAGCAAAUAAUCCCAUUAUUGAGACCACACCAAAGGCCUCAUCAAGACCUUCAUCAGUCAGCUCAGUGAAAUACGUGAACAGGAAUUACCACUUUGAUAACAGAAACCUUCACUUUCAUAGCAAACCCGGAGAAAUUUGAGGGCUUGAAUAAAAAUCCUAAUUGUUUUUGUCUUUCCAAAGUGUUCCCUAAUAUACAGGUUCACAUUUAUUGAUUUGUCUGUUUUUGUAUUGGUAAAAUUUUAGUAAGUUCAUUUGCUCUUACCUAGGAUAGGACUUAAGAAUACUUUUGUUCGUGAUAAUUGCUUACAUAAUAUUGUUAACUUUCUUCUUGUUGUGCUGUUUCCAUUUGUGUUAUAAAUUCUAAGCAGCAGAUUUCUUUGUUAAAAUUAAUUUUAGAAGUUGUUUAAAUUCCUUGAUCAAUUUGCUGAAUAUAUAUUGUUCAUUUGAAUUGUUAAUAACAAAGCUGACUCAUUUUGUGCUGACAUCUAAAAAUCAGACUACAGAAAGUGGAAUGUGAAUGUAGUAAUAAAAGAUAUUUUUAUCUCUUGAACUUUCAAAAUYAUUAUUUCAGUAGUUAGAAACUAAAAUGUGUCAUUUUGGAAAUCAAGAAAGAAUGCUUUGACCUCCUCAGGAGCCAUUCCUAGUGGCCUCAUGCUUUUUAACAGCCGUGAUUGUUCUUCAUGAUUAGGAAUUUGCAUAACUAUGCAAAUGCAAAUAUUUGCAUCACUAUUCUGAUUUCUACUUUACAAAUAUAAUUUAAUUUCAUUGUAUUACUCACAUAUUUUAGACCAGUAGGUACAUAUUAAUAUCUUUUAAAGUGAUACAUAUUCUGAACAGAUGACAAAUUUAAAAUAUUUUAAUUUACUAAUUGUGGAGGAGUUAAAUACAGAGGAAUUAUUCAUGUGUGAAACAGAUAGUACUGAAGUGUUCUAGGGUAUUAUGUAACAGUGUUCUGAGAUAAUUCAGUUAUUUGGGAAAAAAGAGGAAACUUGCAUUUCGAGCUUCCUCUGCAAGCUGGAAUUGUCUAUGCUUUAAAUAGUUAAUGUGUGAGGAAAUUUAGUUUUGCACAGACCCAGCAGAUGAAAAAUAGAGAAAGAGUAAAAACAGGCCUUUGGAUACAUUUUUUUACUAUUUAGGCUCUGAUAUAAAACAGUGUUGACGCAGCAGUGGCUUCAAUGAUGUUAAAUGUGGCGUGUGGCAUUGCAGAAGUGAUGUGUCGAUUAGAAUGAAUUACAUCCUGAAAUUUGGAAGAAUUAAUCUCAGAAGGAUCCUAGACUCUGCCAAGGGAAUGAGAAGCAGGAGCCGAGGCUGGAAGUUGGCUCUGGUGUCCCGCAGGUGGCAGCGCGGGGCCRCCGCCGUGGGAGCGCACCGAAAGCUGCUCAGAGAUUCUGGAAUUGCUGCCUCAGUUUCCCUCAGCGCGUCCAUCCACACUUUGGCCAUGUCCAGGCGAUAUAAA